GAGAGUUCUAGCUUUAUGUUCCCGCUUUUAUAUGUUCUUUGAUCAGUGGUGACAGGAAGACUGCUUGCUCAUUUAUCUCUUUGCUAUGGAAAACAAACGAUUUCAGCAUUGUAUGUGCUUAAUAUUAUUCACAAUAAGUUUAAUUCAAUGCGUAAACCUGUAUGAAUUUGAGAAAGUGGGAAAUUUCGCAUACUACAUAGGAGAGGGCGACAAUGCAUCAGUGAUAUUCUAUUGGUUUGAUGCCCGCYAGGAAUGUCGUUCGAACGGCGGACAACUCGUGUCUGUUGUCUCGGAGACGCAAAUGAAUGAUCUGCAGAAGUACAUCAUCGAUCGGGGAUACGCGAACGGAAGUAAAUUUUUCACGUCGGGCCACAGCUUCCACAGUCCAGAGCCUUUCAAAUGGGACGCGUUGCAGGAGUCAGUCGACUACAGCAAAUGGCUGCCAGGCGAAGGCCCAAAAGACGGCAGUUUUCUGAGUCUACAGCUGAUCGAUUCGGAGCUCUUCAUGGUCACAUCAUUGGGCUUCUAUGAGUACUACAUAUGCGAAUAUGAGACACGGCAACAGAAAUUAUGCAGGAUCCUUAGAACCCCCGAUUUUUAUAUUCAUUCGCUGGCAAUUAUUCUUGUAAUUAUAUUAGCCGUAAAAUUAAUAUUAAUGAAUUCAAAAAGGAAAGCAAAAGAGGAUGAAGAGGCACUAGUUGGGUCUAAUGAUCCAUCAUAAUAUUGUUAUAUUUACGAAUCAUUCUACGUUUCUGUUAUGCAUACAUAUGU
Drosophila arizonae is the source of this 771-nucleotide messenger RNA. RefSeq lists its product as uncharacterized. NCBI's taxonomy places the organism in Eukaryota, Metazoa, Arthropoda, Insecta, Diptera, Drosophilidae. The record is from RefSeq and is a predicted model, not a curated record.